AUGAUCGAUAGUCCGUCUACCGUCAUCAUCAGUUUACUUUCAUGUUUCCUGAUCAUAAGCACAUUGACUUGCUUCUCAGUAUCCAGGUUGGGAAAGUAUUUUUCACCGUCUUUGAUUCUUCUAAAAUGUGAAAAACAACAAAAAUUCGAAGCCGAUGAGCUAAUUGACAUCUACAACCCCAAUGCUCUGAAAGAGCUCCGUGCAAAAUAUAAUCUGAAGGCGGAUAAGUACAGCCUGGAACUGUAUCAAGUGGCUAGAGGAGCAGAACACAAGAGAUUCUUUGGAAAAGUGAAAUUGGAAGCAUUUUGUGCGAUAAAAGAAAGGAUAGGAGAUGUUGAUGAUGGAGGGAAAUACGUUUGUAAUCCAAGAGCAGUCAGGAAAGAUAAUUGCACAUUGAUCUCCCUCGGCCUCAACAAUGCAAUUUCCUAUGACCAACACAUCCAAAAUGUGACAGGAGGACAUUGUAGGAUACUUGGAGCUGAUAAGGAUCCACAGAACAUUACAAUUCAAGAAGCAUAUGAGAGAAUAAAUGGACAACUGUUUGUUGGAAUGAUUCCGAAUGAAAUAUCCAUUUCGAGUAUGCUGAAAAAAGCAGAGAGAAGAGAAGUUGAGCUAUUGAAGAUUGAUAUUGAAGGAGGAGAGCAUGAGGGUCUAGAGCCAUUCAUCAGGGAGUAUCGAAUCUUCAUAGAAGUCCACGGAACCCCAUCCGAACACCUGAAAAUGCUGCAAAUCAUGGCAAAAUACAACUUCCGAAUCUUCAACGUGGAACCCAAUCCAUACUGUUUCAAUUGUUGUGAAUACAGUCUGAUUCAGGAUAGUUGUAUGAAUCAAUACGGAGUGUAUCCGUUGGUUCCGAUUGUGCCGAAAGUUGAAUUUUUUUGCAAAUGUAAUAAACUUAUUUUUUCUGAUCCUCAAAAACACUAUGAUAAGCGAAUGUUUUUAUUAUUAGUGUAA
Molecule: messenger RNA, 954 nt
Organism: Caenorhabditis remanei
Lineage: Eukaryota; Metazoa; Nematoda; Chromadorea; Rhabditida; Rhabditidae
Exons: 5
Coding region: 1-954 (317 amino acids)
Source: RefSeq, a predicted model, not a curated record